CGCUAACUGCUGGUCCCUCUUUUGUUUCAUUUAAGCAUUGGGUUUUAGGGAACCUUAGUUCUAUGGUAUAAAGAGUAGCAGUUUCUGAAUUUUUAGCUUGGGAAAAGCACGCACGAUUCCCUCGCCCUUCCUGCCGGUGCAGCCAUACCUUAGAAGGCCAGCUCAGGAGGCGAGGAAGGUCUGUGUGUGUUGGCAGGCGAGCGUGAUCUGUUGUGCAAUGAACAGGCUCUGCAGUAAGGGCUGCCUUUGCUGGCAGUAGAUCCUUUCUCGUUCUUGCUGAAACACUUCAUGCCUUGUACAGUAUUUAGUAUUUACCAGAAACAGGGAAAGAAAAUAUUUUUAGGGUCUGUAGUUAAGUACCUUCAUGAGAAUUAGCUAAGAAUGAAGUGAAAGUCCUGAGUUAUCUCCCCCUGCCUCCCUCCCCCUUCCGUCGUCGUGUCAUCUCACGUUAGCUGUUUAUGCGGCAAUUUAAGCCACCCUCAUGGAGGUAUUGCUGAAUUGUUUAUUCUUUACUCUUUUCUGUCCCCCUUAGGGAAUGAAAGCUACUAGUUGACUUAAAAAUCCCCAGGCUUCACAAGUUUGGAGACAUCCCAGAAUAAGGCACAAUGUCAACAGCGGGAGUUGCUGCUCAGGAGAUUAGAGUCCCAUUAAAAACUGGAUUUCUACAUAAUGGCCAAGCCAUGGGGAGUAUGAAGACCUGCUGGGGCAGCCGCAGUGAGUUUGGGAAUAACUUUUUAAAUAUUGACCCAAUAAGCAUGGCCUACAGUCUGAACUCUGCUGCCCAGGAGCACCUACCGUCCAUUGGGCACACUUCAAGAUCUGCUCCAGUGAAUGGCCACUACUUUGCAGAAAAUCGUCCAUCUCAAAAGUCCAGCUUGCCUCCUCUUAUUAUCCCCUCAAGUGAAAACUUGGGACAGCAUGAAGAGGACCAAGUUGUGUGUGGUUUUAAAAAACUCUCAGUCAAUGGAGUUUGUGCUUCUACUCCUCCACUCACACCCAUUAAAAACUCCCCUUCCCCUUUCCCCUGUGCAGCUCUUUGUGAACGCGGUUCUAGGCCCCUCCCACCAUUGCCCAUCUCUGAAGACCUCUCUCUGGACGAGACGGACUGUGAGGUAGAAUUCCUAACUAGCUCAGAUACAGACUUCCUUUUAGAAGACUGUACGCUUUCUGAUUUCAAAUACGAUGUUCCUGGCAGGCGAAGCUUCCGUGGGUGUGGACAGAUCAACUAUGCAUAUUUUGACACCCCAGCUGUCUCUGCAGCAGAUCUCAGCUAUGCAUCCGACCAAAACGGAGGCGUUCCAAAUCCAAACCCUCCUCCACCGCAAACCCACCGACGAUUGAGAAGGUCUCAUUCGGGACCAGCUGGAUCCUUUAACAAGCCAGCCAUAAGGAUAUCCAGCUACACACACAGAGCUUCUCCUAACUCCGAUGAAGACAAACCCGAGGUUCCCCCCAGGGUUCCUAUACCUCCUAGGCCUGUGAAGCCAGAUUACCGAAGGUGGUCAGCAGAAGUUACUUCUAGCACCUAUAGUGAUGAAGACAGGCCUCCCAAGGUACCACCGAGAGAACCUUUGUCGCGGAGUAACUCCCGUACGCCAAGUCCUAAGAGCCUCCCGUCUUACCUCAAUGGGGUCAUGCCCCCAACACAGAGUUUUGCCCCUGACCCCAAGUAUGUCAGCAGCAAAGCCCUGCAAAGACAGAACAGUGAGGGAUCUGCCAAUAAGGUUCCUUGCAUUCUGCCCAUUAUUGAAAAUGGGAAGAAGGUUAGUUCAACACAUUAUUACCUACUACCUGAGAGACCACCGUACCUGGACAAAUAUGAAAAGUUUUUUAGGGAAGCAGAAGAAACAAACGCCCAAAUCCAGCCAUUACCUGCUGACUGCAGUAUAGUUUCAGCCGCCGAAAAGCUGGACUCAAAAACGAGAACGGACCUGGCUGGCCACGCAAAGCGUAAACACUUGUCCUAUGUGGUUUCUCCUUAGACUGUGGGGUCACGGCUCAGCAGAGCUCCAUGGGAACAGAUAGUUCUCGGUUUUUCAGAUUGGCUGAGGGUCACGGAACAACCUUACAGAGCACAAAGUGAAAUUGUUGAACACUCUGUCUUAAUGAGAAAGGUUUAGAGCAGUUGUGAGGUGCUGUUAGGCUGAGAAUUUUGUUAGUGUUGGAGAAAAGCCUGUUCAAGUCUAUAAAGAUGUGAUGGCGGGAGGGAAGGCGGGGAAACUUUUAUAUAUGCAUACAUUAUACACCUAUAUUUACAUUUGUGGUAUAACCAUAGACCAUAGUUGCAGGUAACCGAUUAGUGACUAUCUUAGAGUAAUAUAUAUUCAGAAUAAUAAAAACUGAAGCUGGAGGAUUGACUUCUGAUAGACUGAAAAUUGAGCAAAUGGGAGAAGAUACAGUAUUUAGAUCAGAAUCCUAAAAAAAAAAAAAAAAAUUAUUUUUGUUUAGUAAGUUUGGAGAUUUCUGGCCAUCGGGCCUGUUCUUUUUCGUUUCAUUUAUUUUUGCAAUCUUUUCCAUUGAGGGCAGGGUGUACAUUCUUUAUCAUAACUGUACCUACCUAGUUUAAAAAUCAUCCCAAGGCCUAAGACUUCCAGGUUCUCAUUUUUUUUGUCAUGUGGAGAGGAGGGCUAUAGCAGUUUAUUUGGCAGUCCUCUUAUUACCUGUGCAUGUCUCCCAUGUUAAGAAAAUGAAAAAGAUAACAGAAUUAGGGAAUAGUUUUUCCUUACAACU
Messenger RNA from Tupaia belangeri chinensis (Chinese tree shrew), 2730 nucleotides. RefSeq names its product ERBB receptor feedback inhibitor 1 (gene ERRFI1). The transcript is spliced from 3 exons. Bases 606 to 1982 code for a protein of 458 amino acids. The record is from RefSeq and is a predicted model, not a curated record. Gene Ontology annotation, biological process: negative regulation of epidermal growth factor receptor signaling pathway; regulation of keratinocyte differentiation. Lineage: Eukaryota; Metazoa; Chordata; Mammalia; Scandentia; Tupaiidae.